Messenger RNA from Esox lucius (northern pike), 3527 nucleotides. It is a transcript of the gene thnsl2, whose product is annotated as threonine synthase-like 2. NCBI's taxonomy places the organism in Eukaryota, Metazoa, Chordata, Actinopteri, Esociformes, Esocidae. Gene Ontology annotation, molecular function: pyridoxal phosphate binding. The record is from RefSeq and is a predicted model, not a curated record. Bases 1663 to 3144 code for a protein of 493 amino acids. Gene Ontology annotation, biological process: dephosphorylation; 2-oxobutyrate biosynthetic process. The transcript has 10 exons.
CCAGCUUCAACCACGAGCCAACGAUCGUUUCAAAACAAUUUGGAAAGCAAUUAGGUAAGGGCUGAUAAGGUAAGGGCUGAUUAGGCAAGGGCUGAUUAGGCAUAUCACUUGGCCUGUGAGUCACAGAUCGUAGAAAAAAAAAUCGUUAUCCUCAACUGAUAGACAAAAGCUAAAAUAAUUGGUUUAGUUCAACGUUGGUAUGAUUUUUUUCAGGACGAAGGUCAUUACAUUUGCAUAGUCUGAAGGUAGCCUACAUUGUAUUUGACAUAUGCUGCGUUUGAGCUCCUUCAGUGGCAAAUUUCACUUGAACGACAGCAAAUAAGAGCACGAAAUUGAAAAUAUACCCCAAGCAUAUGCAUUCACCACUAAACUAUACAUGGAAAGAAACAUUUGACGAUUAAACUACAACCUUUCAGGUAGUGGAACCAUUUUAUAUAUUAAACUCAAACUUCAAUAUAUGUGCAAAUGUAUCUAACUAGCUAAAUCAUAACGGUUGAAUAUUAGCAUUUCAAAAGCAGUUGAACCCAAUUAAUGUCAAAUGUACCUAAUUGCACAAAUGUAGUUAAUUGCAGACAACUUACCACAUGAAUCCCAGCAUAACAAAUGAUAUUAGGCUACACCUUGUAUGGCCAAUUGUUUAAUGGCUACUGAGGUUUAUUCAAAAAUGACUGGAGGGAUUUUUCCUUUUAAAUGUAAUGCUAGUACUUUGUUAUUAAUGAUAAGUGUGACAUUAAUUGCAUCAUUUAAGUAACGAGUUGGGCUCAUUGAUCCCUUCGACCUGAUAUACGUUUAAAAUAACCCUCAGAAACAAUUUAUCAGAAAUAAACACAAUGACUAAGUAGUCGACGCGCCAUAAUCCCCAUAAAACCAAGCGACAAAAAGUGAUAUUUGUUCUCUCUGCAUUUCACCAUUUAUCCCAAGGAUUUUGAGAUUAAUUUCAAUUGGUUCUGUGUUUCGUUUAGGUUAACCCGGCUAAGCGGUGCUAACCGUGUAAACAUCGUCUAGGCAAGGUGACGUUUGGCAACAUAUUUGCUUGAAUUAACAUACAAACAAAAGUUACAUUUUUUAAUAGAUAUUUAGCAUAGUAAUCAAAACGACGAUGUAGCGGGAAGCCUGCACGAAACACAGACCUUUUUUUGAAGUGGAUCUAAAAAUCCCCCAAUGGAGAAAUGUAUGGUAUAAACUUAAAGCCGCUUUCAAGUUCUGCCGGAAGUUUUUAUGGGGAUUAUUAUUUCUGUCAAUUAAAUUGCCUAUAUGCUCGAACGAAGUGAUCACAUGGUGGUGACAUAACCAUACACGAUGAAUUAAUUCCCUGAUGUUCUGACAAUUGUGCAAACAAUAGAGGCAAUUUAAAGACGGACAUAAAUAGGUGCAUUUGGGGAUUUAACAGUCAACUUGAUUAUGCUUAGUGCUCACUUGAAUGACGUUCAAUGUCAAAUUUGGUCCGUCACGUCCGCCUCUGUAAAACAACUCAGCGAGAGAAGAAGUUUAUUGUGGAAUACGGUGGAAUAUCAGAUUUUGACUUCUUGGUAACUUCUGCUAUCUGAACUUAGACUGCUUUAAAAAAAGUCGCUUUUGUGAUCAGAUUGUGUACCGAUCUCAUAGUCUGAGACGCAUUUUGUGUGAUCGGAUGACUCCCUCAGUCUGGAUUACAGCUUUUACAUGUUAGUAAUGUGGUACUGCAGCACCCGUGGUGGAGUCCAGGGUUGGGGUUUUCAGGAGGUGCUGUUCUCCGGCUAUGCUCCCGAUGGGGGGAUGUUCAUGCCUGAGACCCUCCCUACCCUCACCCCUGACACACUGAGGUCCUGGAGGUCCCUGUCCUAUCCCCAGCUGGUGAUAUCAGUGUGCUCCGUGUUCAUUCCUACAGAGGUGAUCCCUUUAGCAGACUUGGAGGACUUGGUGAACACAGCCCUGUCUGGGUUCUCAGUGCCGGGGGCAGUGAGUCUGGCCAAGCUGAAGCAGGGGCUGAAUGUGUUGGAGCUCUUCCAUGGAAAGACCAUGGCCUUCAAGGACCUUGCCAUGACCUGCACUGUGCACUUCCUCAACUACUUCCUGCACAAAGACAGCCUGCGUGCCAUUGUAGUCGUAGGCACAUCCGGGGACACGGGUGGUUCUGCCAUUCAGAGUGCGAAAGGCCUCAGUGGGCUGGACCUGGUGGUGGUGUACCCCCGAGGCCGUAUAACCCCCGUGCAGGAGAAACAGAUGACCACAUGCCUGGAGGACAAUAUCCAUGUGUUUGCAGCAGACGGCAGUUCUGAUGACGUCGAUGUGCCGAUCCGUCGACUGUUUUCCGACCAGGAGCUCGUAAAACGCCAUAGGCUGAUGAGUCUCAACUCAGUCAACUGGUCUCGCGUCAUGGUUCAAUUGGCGCACUUUAUUUAUGCCUACCUGCAUGUGAGCGGGCUGGAGGAGGCAGAGAUAGCGGCGCCCCUGCCCGUCCUGGAGAUAAUAGUUCCCACAGGAGGGGCUGGGAAUAUCGCCGCUGGCUGCAUUGUGAAGCAGAUGGGGAUACCGCUGUGUCUAGUUGCUAUGACGAACGCUAAUGAUAUAGUGCCCAGGACGGUGAAGAGCGGCGACUUCUCCAUGGCAACUAAUGUCACGCAGACCUUAGCCCCAGCUAUAGACAUUCAGGACCCCUAUAACAUGGAGCGUGUUUUCUGGCUUCUGUCUGGUAGAGAUGGAGGCCUAGUGAAGAGAAUGAUGGAGGAGUUUCAAAACUUGCAUCGACACACGCUGCCUAAAGCUCUCCACAAACAGCUGUCCCAAGCCCUAACAUCAGGGGCAGUAGGAGAUCAGGAGAUAGUGGAGACCAUGCAGAGAUGCUGGAAGGAGAACCAAUAUCUACUGUGUCCCCACACUGCCGUGGCUGUUUGGCAUCACUAUCACUGUUCCCCCACUGCGGGGGUCAACAGGUGUUGCCUAGCAACAGCCUCUCCUUCCAAGUUCCAGGCUGCGGUGCAGAAGGCAGGGCUAACCCUUGACCUUCCUGAGAAAGUGCUGGCCCUUGACAAGAAGCAAACUCGUUACGUGGCUCUGGAUCGAAGCGAGAACUGGGAGAAGGACUGGGAGGGCAGACUGAAGCAAUGCAUCCAGGCUAUAGGCUCUGCCAGACAACAUGGACUGUCCUACUAUGAACAUGAGUAAAACUAGUUGACUAGUUUUUUAAGACAUUGGGUGUAUGAAUGUGCUGGAAUAAUUCAGAUGGAACUGUUAGGCAUUUGGGAUGGAUUUCUGAAACAACUAGCAAUUAUUGACAAAUAAGAUUGCUUUGACAUUUCAUAAAAUUGAGGAUCAAUCCAUUACUGAUAAUACCAGUAAUAUGUCCUAAAAUUGUUUUACUUAAGUUUUUAUAUGAUCUAAUGAUGUAUUUUGUCACAGUAUAAGGACAUUGUUUUUUGGAACACUUAAUCAGAAUUCAGUUCAUGCAAAAUUUGUAGUAUGCCUGUUGUUUGUUUUUUCUGAUCUUAAGCACUUUGAAUUGCCCUGUAUAUGAUAUGUGCUUUACAAAUAAACUUGCCCUGCCUUCA